Molecule: messenger RNA, 2535 nt
Organism: Carassius gibelio (silver crucian carp)
Lineage: Eukaryota; Metazoa; Chordata; Actinopteri; Cypriniformes; Cyprinidae
Gene: celf3b
Product: cugbp, Elav-like family member 3b
Exons: 14
Coding region: 374-1759 (461 amino acids)
Biological process (GO): mRNA splice site recognition; regulation of alternative mRNA splicing, via spliceosome
Cellular component (GO): cytoplasm; ribonucleoprotein complex; nucleus
Molecular function (GO): mRNA binding
Source: RefSeq, a predicted model, not a curated record
UGGAGAUGAGGAGAGGAGCAAACACGACCAAUAAACACAUGCGUUGUGAGAGAAUAUGUCAAGUGCAUUAUCUUAGAGCUUACAACACAAUCUAUAUAUAUUAAUAACAAGACAUUAUAGCCGAAGAAAUUGGGCGAAACUGAUUUGACAAGAGAUGCAGUGAUUGACAGCGCGCGUGAGCCGGAGGACGCGCAGAUCCCUGAAGACGCAGCACGGAUCUAUAGAGGAGUCAUCCGAAGAUCGCCCUUUAGGCACAUCCACACCUCCAUCCUCUCUCUCUCUCUCUCUCUCUCUCUCUCUCUCCCGCUCACUCUCCACACGUUCAUCUUGUCCCGCACAGCCAGAGCUCUGACUUUCUCCAAACAUCGACCCAAUGAAGGAGCCCGACGCCAUCAAACUCUUCAUCGGGCAGAUCCCGCGCAAUCUGGAGGAGAAGGACCUCAAGCCCAUCUUUGAGCAGUUCGGCAAGAUCUACGAGCUGACUGUGAUCAAGGACAAGUACACAGGCGUGCACAAAGGAUGUGCCUUUCUGACAUAUUGUGCACGAGAGUCAGCCGUUAAAGCACAAAGUGCUCUUCAUGAACAGAAAACCCUGCCAGGGAUGAACCGGCCCAUUCAAGUGAAGCCUGCAGACAGUGAGGGGAGAGGAGAGGACAGAAAGCUGUUUGUGGGGAUGUUGGGAAAGCAGCAGUCUGAUGAGGACGUGAGGAAGAUGUUUGAGCCGUUCGGCAGCAUCGAUGAGUGCACGGUACUGAAAGGACCUGACGGCACCAGCAAAGGUUGUGCAUUUGUAAAGUUUCAGAGUCACUCAGAGGCCCAGUCUGCCAUUAACAGUCUGCAUGGGAGCCGAACUUUGCCUGGUGCCUCCUCCAGUCUGGUGGUGAAGUUUGCAGACACAGAUAAGGAGCGUGGCAUGCGGCGCAUGCAGCAGGUGGCCUCGCAGCUCAGCAUCUACAGUCCAGUGACGCUCAAUUUUAAUGCAUAUAAUGCCUACACACAAGCAGUGCUUCAGCAGCAGGCUCUGGCUGCACAGUCAUCAUAUCUGUCACCUGUGUCUACAGUCGCUGCGCUGCAGAUGCAGCAGAUGGCAGCACUCAAUGCUAACGGCAUCAUAGCAGCACCUCUCACAUCCUCUUCAGGUGAAAGCCACCUUCACCACAGCAUUACAGCAGAACUACUUGCGCUUCAGGAAAGAGGUGCAAACACUCCACCCACUAUCGCAGCCACUCCCAUCUCAGCUCUGCCUCCACUGAACGGCUAUAGUCCUGUACAGGCAACCAGCAAUGGACAGCCAAUAUCAGAAAUCUACUCCAGUGGUGUUCAUCCGUAUCAAGCUCAGAGUCCUGCGUUAGAUCCUCUCCAGCAGGCUUACGCAGGCAUGCAGUACUAUACAGCAGCCUACCCGACUGCAUACGGAUUGGUCAGCCAACCGUUCCUACAGCAACCUACCCUGGUUGCCCAGCAACAACCACAGCUACAGAGAGAAGGUCCUGAGGGGUGUAACAUCUUCAUUUACCAUUUGCCUCAGGAGUUCACUGACUCAGAAAUGCUCCAGAUGUUUCUGACGUUCGGUAAUGUCAUCUCUGCAAAAGUCUUUGUUGAUCGGGCCACCAAUCAAAGCAAGUGCUUCGGCUUUGUGAGCUUUGAUAACCCAGCAAGUGCUCAGACGGCCAUCCAGGCCAUGAACGGAUUUCAGAUCGGCAUGAAGAGACUCAAAGUGCAGCUGAAAAGGCCGAAAGAUGCCAACAGACCCUACUGAGAUCCAGACGGGAUGGAGAUUAUUAGGCAUCCACGCAGCAGACGGACUCCAGACGCUGAGCUGCACAGCUGAAUUGCUAACAUGAGAUGUUUGUUAUCUUGCAUGCUCACGUGUGUGUGUAUAUGCAAAGGACAAAAAUAAGAUCUUGUACAUAAAUCGCAUUCAACACACACACACACACACACACACACACACACACACACACACACAAACACACUCACACAGAGAGAGAAUUAUGGAAAGAUAAUAUGGUAUUAACACACAAAAAAACAUGCUACUUCCUAUGGACCUUCUUAGCUCUGUAAAUGUAUAAAACAGUAUUGUUUUUCAUACAAAAUAAAUAAAUAUAAAUAAUAAAUGAGAAAACCAGCCACAGUAAAUGACCAUAAUUAGAUUAAACUUAAAAUAAACUAUGUGAAAAAAGAAAAUAAGAAUAGCAAAAGACAGUAGUUACAGUCAGUAGUGUUAUUAAUAUCGUAAGAAAACCAUCUUAAGAUUUCUACUUUUUCAUUAUAAAUGUGAAGUGUAAGGGGACUCAGGAAUUUCUGGGCAAGUUUUAAUAUGUUAUCUUUUUAUUUAUCUAUUUAUUCAUAUUUGGAAAACAUGGUUUGGAGUCUCUUGCUUUUCAAUGUUUUUUAGAGAACUACAUUAAAACAGUUGUAAAACUUUGUAACGUAUUGAAAUAUGAACUACAAUGAUGAUAUUUAUGUCUUAAAUUUUUGGAUCAAACGUUUUGUUUCUGAUUUAAAUAAAAUAAAGGUAUUAAAAGAAAGGUU